AUGGUGAUUGCUGGAGUGACCGAUUACUCGCCAAUGCGCGCUGACGCUGCGUCGGUUGCGUUCGAAAAGCCGUCGUCUGCCUCCGGAGCGUGGACCACGGCGACGGGGUCCCCGCCGCCGUCUGCUCCGAAGCCCGCUGGCCCGUCUGCCCCGGUUGUUGCUCCUCCUGCUCCGCCUGUCGCUCCUGUUCCCCCUGCUCCCGUUGUUGCGCCGGCGGCGUCUGCUCCUGCUGGGGGAGUUGCUGUUCCCCCUGUCCCUGUCCCUGGCGCCCCCGUUGCACCUGCCGUUUCUGUCCCCGGCGAGCUUGCGCCGGCGUCUGUUUCUUCCCCGAAGGCGGCGUCCGCCACCACUGUCGGCCCGGCUCCGAUGGUUGCGCCACCGGGCGUGGACCAGCCUGCUCCCGCUCUGCUGCCGGCGGCCCCUGUAGUGCAGCCGAGUCGUCCCCAGUCGCCAGACCGCCGACUAUCACCCCUUCAUUCUCCUGCACCCGAGCAGGAGCGCGAGUCGACGCGGCGCCGGCGCAACUCUCCCCGGCGCUACCAGCAGCAGGCUCAGUGGCCUGCUCGUCACAGUGGCAAUGGGGGCUGGAGGGGUCCCCGCGGGGCAUUCCGCCCGCCUGUGACAAUGGCGGAUCUUCAGCAGGAGGUGUCGCGUGCCGUGCGCGAGGAGAGGGCGGCGCAGAGCCAGAGCAGUUCACUGCGCGCCGCGCCAGCGUACGUGGCUCCUCGUCAGACUGGGCCUCCCGUAGACCCUCCGCCAGCUGCUGCCUUUCCUCCUCCUGUCCUCGCCCCAUCGCCUUCUCCUUCUCUUUCGGCGCCUGCUCCCGGCUCUCGUCUGCAUCUGCCACCUGUUCCGCCUGUUGCGGGAGUGGAGUUUGUUGCUGCGGGGGGUGGCGCUGCGGCUCAGCCGUCCCACGUCAUUGCUGCUGAUGAGCCGCUACUGUUUCUGACGGAAGCGCUGCAGCCUCCGCAGACGCGUGUUCCAGAGGCGACCCUCGGCCAGCUCCACCGCCUCACGGAGAGCCUCCACGCGCUGCUUCUGAUUCAGGUGAUCGCGCACUCAUCCCUCCCCGUGAUUCCUCCUGACACUUUCCGCGGCCGCCAGCGUGACACGUGUUUGGAUGCGGCAGACCAGCUCGCAGCGUUGCUGGCGCCCGUGUUGGCUGCGCCCGCGGAGGGUGGCGCUGCUGCUGCGGGACAGCUGGACGAGGCUGUCCGGGGCCUGAAUCGGCACUUGCGCGCAGGAUCAGGAGCCGCGGCGAUCGGCGCAAGCACACUUGUGGUCCGGGAGCUGUGGCGCUCCCUGACGGGCGUUCUUCACGCCCUUGGAGCUCACCACAUGUAG
Molecule: messenger RNA, 1344 nt
Organism: Closterium sp. Naga37s-1
Lineage: Eukaryota; Viridiplantae; Streptophyta; Zygnematophyceae; Desmidiales; Closteriaceae
Source: the annotation of a GenBank genome assembly